AUGGCUGUCUAUCCGGAGAGCUGCGUGGAUGCCUCCGUGCUGGACUUCGUCGCAGACUUGUCCUUGGUCUCCUCGGGCCACCCUCUUCUUUGUGACUUCGCGCCCGGGGUCCGCUUUGGGGAUCAAGACCUUGCGCUCCGAGAGGACAGACCCAGGAGGUUGGCUCGCUUUGAGGAGGGUGACCCAGUAGAGGAGGAGGGAGAAGAGGGGGAGGAGGAGCAGGAGGAGGAACAGGAGCACGGAAGAAACUCCUCCCUGCUGUGCCGCCCCAAGAGGAAAAGGGUGAUCACGUUUGCCCAGCGCCAAGCCGCCAAUAUCCGCGAAAGGAAGAGGAUGUUCAACCUCAACGAGGCCUUCGACCAGCUGCGGAGGAAGGUGCCCACUUUUGCUUAUGAGAAGAGGCUGUCCCGGAUCGAGACCCUACGUUUGGCUAUCGUCUACAUUUCCUUCAUGACUGAGCUCUUGGAGAGCAGCGAGAAGAAGUAA
Talpa occidentalis (Iberian mole) is the source of this 486-nucleotide messenger RNA. It is a transcript of the gene FERD3L, whose product is annotated as Fer3 like bHLH transcription factor. The coding region runs from base 1 to 486 and encodes 161 amino acids. The record is from RefSeq and is a predicted model, not a curated record. The transcript has a single exon. Lineage: Eukaryota; Metazoa; Chordata; Mammalia; Eulipotyphla; Talpidae. Gene Ontology annotation, biological process: regulation of transcription by RNA polymerase II; developmental process. Gene Ontology annotation, molecular function: DNA-binding transcription factor activity, RNA polymerase II-specific; RNA polymerase II transcription regulatory region sequence-specific DNA binding; protein dimerization activity.